Pyrgilauda ruficollis (rufous-necked snowfinch) is the source of this 2572-nucleotide messenger RNA. RefSeq names its product chromosome unknown C9orf85 homolog (gene CUNH9orf85). The coding region runs from base 4 to 1107 and encodes 367 amino acids. The transcript is spliced from 4 exons. NCBI's taxonomy places the organism in Eukaryota, Metazoa, Chordata, Aves, Passeriformes, Passeridae. The record is from RefSeq and is a predicted model, not a curated record.
GUAAUGUUGAGGCCAGCGCCACUCCCACCCUCAAUAGCAGAAGCUGAAGGAAUAAAUUUAACCAGGCUGGCGGGAACUAAAUUAACUCCUCUGGGGUCCGCGUCGGAAAAGGGUUCCGCCGAAGUCCUCAGCAGCGACUCAAAGGCACUGUUUGGAGCCGCGAAAAGCCAGACUUUAACACGCGUGUCACAAGUCAGUGCGCCCGUUUCCAACAAAGGAGUCCAGGGCAAGACCACGGAGACGGGAGCACCGGACAGAUCGCCCACAUCACCCGGGCACCCCGGGGCAGGCGACACCCCCAGAGACCCUCGAGCCCAGCGACACAGGGACGCGGGCAGGAGGCUGGCGGGGCCGGCAGCUCCCCGCCCGGUUCGUGCCGCAGACCGAAGCCGCGCCGCCCGCCCCUCUGAGGAAACGCCGGUGGCUGCCGCGGGCCUUUCCGCUCGCCCCAGGGGCCGCCACACGCCUGCGCCAGGCGCGCGGACGGGCCGCGGCUCCGAGCGGGGCAAGAGACACGGACGGACCCGCGAGGACGAAACAAGUCGCCCACACGCCGCGGCAGCGGGUCACCCGCACACCGUCCAUCCCCGCGACGCCGGGGGAGGACGGCCCCUACCUGCACCUGGCGCUCCGCUCGGCGGCCCCGCGCUCUCCCGACUGCCGGGUCGGCGGGAUCUGGGGGCGCCAGCUGUGCUGAGUAACGGCGCGGCGGGAGGCGGCCGUCAGCGCCCGGUCCCGGCCGGAGAACGCGCGGCCCUGGCAGCGCUGAGCCCGCCCCGCGCAGCCUCCGGAGCAGCGCCGGCNGGGCCGCAGCGCCAAUGGGGGCGCAGCCGUGGCGGCGCCGCCCAGCGCGGCAGGCCCGCGGAGCGGUUCCGGGGCACGCGGCGCCGGCCCGGGAUGAGCUCGGAGCGGGGGAACGUGUCGCGCACGCGGCCCCAGCGCCACCAGAACGCGCGCGCCUUCGAGAACGACAAGUACGACACCAGCGCCCGGCGCAAGAAAAUAAAUGCUAAGCUUCAUGAUGGAGUGUGUCAGCAUUGCAAAGGUAUCUUGGAGUGGCGAGUAAAAUUCAGAAAGUACAAGCUACUGACAAAACCUAAAAAAUGAAGACACAGAGGAAGAGCAACUGUUUCCCUCUUUGCUGUUAAAACUGCUUGAGCUGUGGACCUGUAGGUUUCCAAGACUGUCAGUGUCAUCCUGAACAAAAAGUCCUACCUGAACCUGUUUUGCAGAGGUCCUUACCUCCUGUGGUAGCAGACACAGCCAGUGUUUCAGCAAUGAAACACAGAACUCGAGAAACCACAGCUGGGCUGUGGUGCACAAUACAGCCAGGUUUGUCACAGUAGCUUCGGUACUUCGGUAGUAGUUACUUCGGUAUUAGUAACCAGUUUCAUCCUUUCAUGUAAAGAAUAAAUGAUUAGGUAGAAGGCUUGCUGAAUAAGAGAUAAGAAUUCUGUGUUCUAUGCACCACAGAUGAAGUUGGUGUUUUUCCUUUUUCUCAAAUAACUAUGUUGUUUGUGCAUCCUGGUUUUUUUUUGUUUUUGUUUUGUUUUGUUUUGUUUUUUUUUUUUUUUUUUCCAAAGAGAAGAAAGCAGGCAAAACCCCCAUGUAAAUCAGGGAAGCAUUGGAUGUAGAAAAAGUGACAUUUUAGAACAGCAGCUUAUAACAGAAUACAUGAUGUUCUCCCUCAUAUUUUUGAAUGAGGAAGUUGUGCCUCAGAGCAUUCUGGCUUUACAGGUCAUGAUUUCUGUGCCAGCAGUACAAUGGCUGGGUGAGCUGUUGUUCUGAAAUGACAAGACUAUGAAAAUUUUCAACAGAUUAGGCUUCUGGGUGAAGUAAAAAUGUAAUAGACAUUAAAAAUAUGACAAUUAAAAAAAAAAGGAGUUCUUUAUAUUGCAAAAGAUGGGGAUGGAGGACUUCUCUGUACCUCAACUUAUUUUAAGUUUUGUAGCAUCUUUAAAAUUAUGAGUGUUAGUACAACCAUAAGUUUCCCUACUUUACUACUGAGUAUUUAAUUAUUACAAGUGAAACUAUUUAAAAAAUAUAUAUAUAAAUCUGCCUUGCAUUGGUAGUGCCUCUGUUUAGUAUGACAUGUCUGGGAAGAACUUUUGAGGGAAUUAAAAAUUACUGUCAAGAUAUCAGCAUUACAUGGGGUAUAUUGUUCUGGUUAUGUUCUCCAGAUAUACAGAGCUUUUGAAAUGUCAGCUGAAUGUUAAGACACAGAAUUUUGGAAAUUACAAAAUCCACAGAAUAUUAUAAUAUUUUGAAAAAGAACAGCCCAAGCCCUUUACCUUAUUAGGUUGGGUUUGUUGAGAAUACUGUUCCUUGCAGGCUUGUGUUGAUAGCAGACAAAGUCUAGCACUGACUCAGUUUAUACUCUGACAAGUUCAAGAGGAAGUAAUUUCAGUGUUUCAGCUGAAAGUUUUUAUUUGUAAAGUCCAUGUACUUUUUUAUGCCAUAUGCUGCUUUUAUCAUUAAACAGGAAGUUAUGCAAUUUUAAAGUAAAAACUACCUACUUAAAUGAACAGAAAUGUUUAUUCUGUCAAAUUUAAAAUUCUUUAUUUAAUAUUUC